CGCUCCUCAUUCAGCCAUUCGCCUUCACCACAGCCUAAUGGCGACGUAGAUUGUAGCAUUGGUGAAGAAGAGUUAGUGACUAUGCGCCGGCAACUCAUAGAUAUGGGGUAUCUCUCAACCUCCACGCCAGGAGACUUGGACGCAACGCAUAGGGAGCGCGUGCUAGUGGACAUGGUUUUGCGUCUCCUGCGUGCCAGGAGUGGCCUCCAUACAUCCCAACUCAUUCGACAGGCUGAGGUGAUUUCGGAGCUGUCCACGUAUACGGAUGUUAUCAACCAGCAACACGCGCAAGAGCGGGAACGAUGGGAAGCUGAAAGGUUCGCGUCACAUAGGCUUAUGGAUGCAAUGUUUAUCCGCAUGCAAAAAGAGGGUGUCAGCAAGCUAGAGGAACUCGAGCGCGAAAACCGUAGUAUUUUUUCAGAAAAUCGAGUUCUUCGGAAGCGUCUUCGGGAUACGCAAACAAGGCUCGACCAGCUUGAGGCUGAACUCCACGCGCUGCGUCCAUUCUUCUUGUACACAAGUUGUGAAGCUUCUGGACGACCCAUUCAAACGUCUCUAUUAAGUUCCCCGUCCCCACGAACCGCCAAGCCACGAUCGAAAACGUUUACCCAUCGUGACGUGGCGGGGGAGGAACCAACGGCUGAUAUCUUAUCCCAGAAGCAGACUUCAAGAUAUGGGCGGCCUGAAUUGCCGAUCCUUGGUGAUGCUCGCAGCGAGCAUAUGCUGCUAGUCGCCCGAAAAUUGGGACGAGAACGAGUCGCCCGCAUCGCUCUGCCAUUGCAAUGCCCUUCAGCGAGUGCAAAUGUGGACCAAGGAAUGUUAUUUCCCGCCAGCCCCUACCCAUUGCAUCGUCUCGUCAGCCCGCAAACACCUACGGGGCCCCGGAUUUCCGCUAUUUUUGGCUCUGUGCAAUCUAUUACUCCUCUAUGCUCCUCUCUGCUCAGCCCUACAAUUAUCCCUCCGACCUCACGGAACCAGCUUCCACGCCCAAAUGCUGCUGCUAAUGCUGCCGCAGCGGCCGCGGCUGUCGUGGUCGGUGCCUCCGGAGCACCCGGAGCUUCUCCUCAGAAGCAGAAGACGGCCAGCACGUUUGGGAUUUCGCCGUGUAAGAAAACUCCCUCAACUCCUGUUCAUAAUCACAGGAGCUUGGACGCUACUCCAAGUACGAGUGGUUUGGAUAAUCUCUUCAUGGCUGCAAAACGGGUUCUCGACCAUGAUGACGAUGAGCCGCAAUUGUCCACGCCCACCAAGAGACGACGCAUCGAAACAGAAUCCCGCGCCAAGCCUGGGGCCCCUGUCACUACACCGAACUCUCCUGUCGAAACAGCAAUGAGUGCUCUUCAAGUCUUAGCGCAGCAAGCAGUCACUCUUGGAUCCAGUGAUCGUGGCGGAUAUGAAUCUUCUGAUCCUCCUGAUGUUGUGGUCGUUGAGAAUGGGCGUGGCGCUGCUAAAGGGCAGUGGUCGCCCGAUCCGCCUUCUCCCAGGCUCCCAGUAGAUGAAGUUUCUCAAACUUCAAAACCUGCGACAUACCUGAAGUAUGCUCCUGAUUAUAAAUCCCGGCCUAGUAGGGGUUUGUUACCUCCGCCACCUGACUAUUCCGCAGCUUUUGGGGGUACGAAGGCCAAGGCUAAAUCGACUCCGCUUGGGAAGUCUGCCCCGUUACCUCUGCUGCCUCGAACACCGACUAUCAUUAAUCCCUACUCCCCCGGUGUCCUAAACUUAGCUCAUUCUCAAUAUGCCGUUCGUGCCACCCCUUCACCAUCUCACCUAACGUCAGCAUCCCAAACCCAUGCACUCAGUUUGAGGGGCCAUGUCACAUUCUCUUCGCCACUUUCGGCUACACGUUGUGCAGUAAAGGAACGUGUCGGAUAAAUACCAUGGACAAAUGGGCGAGAGUUUGUAAAAUAACCAAAUCCAGUUAGGCUAACUCCGGAUCUUUGGUCACGUCGUCACUGGUUGCCACAUUAAUAUUAUCUGACUUAUUUGCUACUGCCCGCAUCCACUCUUGUGCUUUCAUCAAGAAUUCCCUUGGCUCUGUUUGCUUCGGACCGUUGUCAUACCAUACUGUAAGGGGAUCUUCAUAAUAUAACAUCCUGCGAACCCCCGAAAACGUGAACGAAUCCUCGCAGUUCUACAAUUUAUAUUUCGUGUGAGUCAAAGCUCUAGGUGGCGCUGGGCUUGCAAUGGGCUUGCUUGAAGG
Molecule: messenger RNA, 2200 nt
Organism: Cantharellus anzutake
Lineage: Eukaryota; Fungi; Basidiomycota; Agaricomycetes; Cantharellales; Hydnaceae
Exons: 2
Coding region: 82-1872 (596 amino acids)
Source: RefSeq, a predicted model, not a curated record